This is a messenger RNA of Myodes glareolus (Bank vole), 2135 nucleotides long. Lineage: Eukaryota; Metazoa; Chordata; Mammalia; Rodentia; Cricetidae. The record is from RefSeq and is a predicted model, not a curated record.
AAUGAGUUGGAUUAUUUCCCACUUUCUAGAUUGCGUUCACAGAGUGGAUUGAACCGCCUAAACGAGAAAGGAAAGCCAAUUAUGCUGUUGAUGCGUAUUUCAGGGAGGCUCUCCGUGUUAGUGAACCUAAAGCACCUAAGGCACCCCGACCUCCAAAACAACCAAAUGUUCAGGAUUUCCAGUUCUUUCCUCCACGUUUAUUUGAAUUACUGGAAAAAGAAAUUCUGUAUUACAGGAAAACCAUAGGGUACAAGGUGCCUCGGAGUCCUGACCUACCUAACGCAGCACAGGCACAGAAAGAAGAACAACUUAAAAUUGAUGAAGCGGAGCCCCUUAACGAUGAGGAGCUAGAGGAAAAAGAGAAGCUUCUGACGCAGGGAUUUACUAAUUGGAAUAAGAGAGAUUUUAACCAGUUUAUCAAAGCUAAUGAGAAGUGGGGUCGUGAUGAUAUUGAAAAUAUAGCCAGAGAAGUAGAAGGAAAAACUCCAGAAGAAGUCAUUGAAUACUCAGCUGUGUUCUGGGAAAGAUGUAAUGAGCUCCAGGACAUAGAGAAGAUUAUGGCUCAGAUUGAAAGGGGAGAGGCAAGAAUUCAAAGAAGAAUAAGCAUCAAGAAAGCACUAGACACAAAGAUUGGACGGUACAAAGCACCCUUUCAUCAGCUAAGAAUAUCAUAUGGUACUAACAAAGGAAAAAACUAUACUGAAGAAGAGGAUCGUUUUCUCAUCUGUAUGCUGCACAAGCUUGGAUUUGACAAGGAAAAUGUUUAUGAUGAGUUACGACAAUGCAUUCGAAACUCCCCUCAGUUCAGAUUUGAUUGGUUUCUCAAGUCCAGAACUGCAAUGGAGCUCCAGAGGAGAUGUAAUACUUUAAUUACUUUGAUUGAAAGAGAAAAUAUGGAACUAGAAGAGAAGGAGAAGGCAGAGAAAAAGAAAAGAGGACCAAAGCCUUCGACACAGAAGCGUAAAAUGGAUGGUGCCCCUGAUGGUCGAGGAAGAAAAAAGAAGCUGAAACUAUGAAAGCAUAUUUGUCUUCUAAUCACUAAACUAGCAGUUCUUUAGUUUCCGGGUCUUCAUAAGAUGUGCUGUACAGUGCUCAACUGUUACGUCAUUCAAAGACAUCAGCUCCAUCUGCUUACUGAGCUAGAAACAUAGGGUGUAGUCUCACUUUUUUAAAUGCAACAGCUGUGCUGAAAUUUUUUAUCAUUAACAUUUGAAGUAAUAAAACAGGCUUCAUUUAUUAAUAAAUGUUUCAUUUGGUUUAUUUUUCUAUUUUCAUUUGUAAGGAUUGUGGCUUUUUAUUGGCUACAACUCUUUAACACUUAUAUGGCUUAAAACACGCAAACAAGUAAAAAAUAUGACAAAGAACAUUUGUCCCUUCAAGACUCCACUUAGUUGUGUAAUUAUUUUAUUUAACAUUCUUUGCCUUUGACUUUUUUUUGUAGUACUAUUGAGUCUCCUCUGGAAAGAUUGUGUAAAUUGCGUUCUUGCUUAUUACAGAAUAGGGGAAGGAAGACAAGUUUUAUAAUUUCUCUGUGUAUUUCUGUUACACUUUCUGUGUCUGUGGUUCUGAAGUGAGUGUGCCCUGUUCAUUGGAUGAAUGCCUUUUUAGUUGCAUAGCCAAAGACAUUUAGUAUUUCCUGGUUCUUGAAGAUGGUGUAUUAUUUUUUAGCAGGAAUUUUUUUUUUAAAGUAUUUGGUAAAUAUUUUGACAAAUGGGCUGUAAAGCCCCAACAGCGAUGAUGUCAGAAGUUAGGUGAUUUUUUUUUUUAAAUUUGAAGACCCAGCCAAAAUGAGGUGUGAAUCUGUCAUAUUGUUACAAUAAUAAUAGAAUAUACCCUCCCAGUUUAUAGUAUUUUUGAGUUUUUAGAGUAAAUGAAAAUUUUAUUUUAUUAUAUUUUAAAAUAACUUCUAAAGUCUUAGUAGCAAGAUGGAGUGUCAUUCCAAUUUUUAUUUUCUAUGGAAUAGACUUGCUAACUGGAGACCCUGAAGCAGGAAUACCCAGAGGCCUUUAUGUGCUACACAUCAUUUGUAUAAAGUUUUAUAUGUGCAAAUUGGGUAGAUAAGCAGUUCUCCAUUUUUCUAAGGGAAUGCAAUAAAUGUAGCAUCGUGAAUAAAUAUAACUUUUGUAAUCCUUAAA